This is a messenger RNA of Oryzias latipes (Japanese medaka), 669 nucleotides long. RefSeq names its product complement C1q-like protein 2. The record is from RefSeq and is a predicted model, not a curated record. Gene Ontology annotation, molecular function: protein binding. Lineage: Eukaryota; Metazoa; Chordata; Actinopteri; Beloniformes; Adrianichthyidae.
GCUGGCGGACCUCAGGAACCCCCACCCCAUAGUAACCAUUAACAGAUCAUCCAGAAUAAAGGCAGGGAGCUCGUGUGGCACAUCAGGAUCCGACAUGACUUCACCCGCGCUGUUCCUGACCUUCAUCAGUGGCCUCACUGUGGCCCACUACGCUGCUGCUGGAGCUCCUGAGUUUGACGUCUUGAAGGAGAUCAAUGCAUUGAAAGCAGCUUUGGAAGCCAUAGAUGUACCCAAAGUAGCUUUUUCUGCCCGAACAGAUAAAGGCGGAACCUAUGGAAAUUUCCAGGGUGACAUAACUCUGACCUACAAUGCAUUGAUAACCAAUGUUGGGAAUGCUUAUAAUCCAACCACAGGGAUCUUCACUGCGCCUGUCAAAGGCCUGUAUUACUUCACCUUCUUUGCUCACAGUGGAGGAAAGAACCGCAUUAAACUAGAUCUCAGGAAGGAUGGUACUGUUGUUGCUGGCAUCCACGACCACCCGUCAACCAGUGAUUCUGCAGAUAAUGCAGGCAAUGCCAUCUUCCUGGAGUUGGAGCAGGGGAAUCAAGUGUAUGUGACUCUUUUGGCAAAGACAGCUGUUUGGGGGGAAGGAUUUGUCACCACCUUUAGUGGAGUUCUGCUCAGCAAGUCCUAACAGUUUUUCAAAAAUAAAAUAUGUCCCUUUAAAAA